UCUUACGGGUGUCUCACCUUGAUGUCUAGGUUGGCGGGGGACCAGAGGGCCAGGAGAGACGUGCGCCACGACAGCGACGCCGAGGAUGAUGACGAUGUCAAAAAGCCGGCGUUGCAGUCGUCUGUUGUAGCUACCUCCAAGGAGAGAACACGCCGAGACCUCAUCCAAGAUCAGACCAUCGAUGAGAGGGGCAAACAGAGGAAUCGGCGUAUGUUCGGUCUGCUCAUGGGGACCCUGCAAAAAUUCAAACAGGAGUCAAACGUCUCAACAGAUAAGGUGAGGAAAAAACACAGAAUUUAUGAGUGAACUUUUAAGCUGACGUCAUUUAGUGGGGCAAGAAGAAACCCACCUAUUGAGUAGUUAACCUGUUAAGCCCCAUAGCCCCCAAUGAACAUUUUUGUUCACGAAACUGAAUCUCAGGGCUUCUUAAAA
This is a messenger RNA of Notothenia coriiceps (black rockcod), 432 nucleotides long. Its product is annotated as pinin-like. Lineage: Eukaryota; Metazoa; Chordata; Actinopteri; Perciformes; Nototheniidae. Gene Ontology annotation, cellular component: catalytic step 2 spliceosome. The record is from RefSeq and is a predicted model, not a curated record. The coding region runs from base 22 to 306 and encodes 94 amino acids. The transcript has 3 exons.